GUUUAGCUUUCGUGUACUCUUUAGUCCAGCCAUCAUGCUCGCUGUCCGCCGUGCUGCUGCCCGUGUCCAAGUGUCUGCGUUCUCCGCCGCCGUGCCUUCCCGUUCCUUCUCGGACAAGUUUGCCGACAAGGAGCGUGCCGAAGAAGCUCGUUACUUCAACAAGGAAGAUGAACGUGCCCUCCGCAAGUUGCUCGCCAAGUUGAAGGGCCAAGCCGAUGCUGCCGAUGCUGCCGGUGCCCAAACCCAAGAAUCGAUUGAAAAGAAGGAAUUGGCCCAAAUCCUUGGCGCCAACGCAUCCCCUGCCACGAUUGACGCUUUGAUCAAGUGGAAGCACCACCACCAUUAAUCCACUUCUCCAUCCAAAACAGCAAGGCUCAACCUAACCACCGUUAAAAAUGUGUCCAUUCAAUCGA
Messenger RNA from Aphanomyces invadans, 413 nucleotides. RefSeq lists its product as hypothetical. Lineage: Eukaryota; Oomycota; Saprolegniomycetes; Saprolegniales; Verrucalvaceae. The transcript is spliced from 2 exons. The record is from RefSeq and is a predicted model, not a curated record. The coding region runs from base 35 to 346 and encodes 103 amino acids.